CGGCUCUCCUCUUUAUAUUAGGGAGCCGUUAUAAUCCUUCACGUCCUGAUUCUGAUAGUAAAGCGAAUCAGAUUUGUCUUCCUGUAACAUAGAUCCCCCAGGCGAGAGGGCCCUGUAUAUUCUUGCUUUUUGGGUCCCCGUUCCCAUAUACCAUCGUAUUCGAUUUUGUCUUGUAUACCGCACCUUGUUUGCGCAUCAUCACCCUUUCGACGACAACCAACAAGCCGAAGCGCUAAUCUUGUCAGCAACACUCCUGCGUCGCGACGACACGACCUUUGCAGAACUCAGGAUUCUCCAAAGCGACGAGCAAGAAGUGAGAGGUAGAAGAGAAGGGCCAGGGCAUUGGGAACAAGGAAAAGGCCGAGCACGAGCCGCAUAUCAAUAGCGUGGAGGGGUCCUUUGUGUUGGAUCGGCAUCCGAGGUUGUCUUCUACCGGUCGGGCAAACCGCCCCACUGUCAGCUGCGACGGCUGAAUAGAAGCAAACGAGUAUUUUGUGCGUACCACCGUCUACCGACGGGAUUGAGCAGACGUACAUCAUCUGCGCGAGUAAGCCAAGGAAGGCUGAAGUUAGAGAAUCAAAGCCACGAAACGGACAAGGGAUAGAAGGAGGGCCUCAAACACCAUCAUUCCCACAUCAACAAACACCUUUUUGUCUUCCAUCGCUAGCCCAUUCGCGCGCGAUAAAGAAAGAACCCCACUCGUCAUCUGGCUUCUGUUGAUCCGAUAACAGAUCACACACGACAUAACUAUCAAAUUUGCGUUCGGUUUCACCGACAGUCAAUUUGCCGCCCGGAAGAAGAGUAUAUGGCUAUUCGCGAUAUUUCCCUUUGUGACCAUCGUGGCAAUUGCACAUUAGGCCAUUACUGGUGAUAGAGGGAGACAAUCCAUUCGGUAACGUCUCAACAGUGUCUUCAUUACGCCUUUACGAUCGGAUUCCUAGACAGCGUUGUCUGUGCAGGACAAAGGUGCUACGGGGUUUGAUUUAACAAAAAGACGUCAUUUUCGGUGUGAAAGGGGGCAAUCAUAUACCCAUCUCAAGACCAGAAGGGUGAUUGUGCGGGCCAGAAGGGACUACUGUAUCUGGAGUAUCGAGUGAAGCUUAAUCCUGGAAACUUCAAGUCGACAUCUCGCCCUGCUUCUAGCUUUACGCUGCUGAUCGGAACGAGCCGCGUGUUUGUACCUCUGUGAUCUAUCGGCAACUAGAUUUUUAUCCAACUUCGGGUCCUCGACUUUUACCAUUCAUAUCUCUCGUCCAGCAACAGGAUCAUAAGCUCGGCCAUGAGCGUCCUUGCUACCCCGCUUCCACACCGGCCAUUCUCAGAUACGGAGCUCUUCACAUCGUCCAGUGGCUCUGUCCCCGCCCACGCUGAACUCCCUCCUGUGCCUCCCCAUAUCGCUCUGCCCAUCCCUUUGCCACCGCAAGGAACAUCGUUUUCCACGUUUCAGCAACGACAUACAUCUUCUUACCCUAUGCCUCAGCAACAGACAUUCUCAGCUCUUGGCCCGGCUCAGCCAGAUGUAGUGCCUACGAAUGCUAUUAUGCCACAUGCUGAGACGUCGCCAUCUGCCCCCCAGGGCUCAGCGGUGGGCUUGGCAGAUCUUACCCCGGAUAUACACCCUCAGACUCCGUUACCGCCAACCCCAGAGCCUUCACCCCCUCGAAGAAAGGUUUUAGGACCAACGAUGAUGAUUAAACUCGCGCCACCAGCGGAUGACCACUCUUACCACCGGUAUGAUGUACUGGGGACCGAAGCUGAGCCUAGUAGCGUUCACUCCGGCGAGUCGUCUGGAAGUACUAGCACAACUCCUCGGCGAUUGCCCACACUGUCCAUAGACAUUGAAUCUUUCGAUUCAUCUCCUUCGCAUCGCACGCCUUCUCCAAAGCUUGGCACGUCAAGUGGAACACCCUCACAGGCCAGAGUAAAGUCAUCUUCAUCUACUGAUCCCAAACCGCCCAGACCGAAAUCGAUGGGACCACCACCGCGCCCUAGACGAAGUCAAACAGCUUAUCCUCACGGGCCUGUAUCUGUCCGUAUGGCCGAAAGCCGGAGUGCUGAUUCCCGAGAAAGGAAGCUCAGAGCGACCAGUGUCCUUAGAGCAAGCUCUUAUAGCCAAGUAAGGUCGGGGUCACCUGGUCCUUCCCGAGCAUUUUCAGAUGCCGGAUCUGGAUCUGUCACCCCAAGAGCAUUUAGUGCAAGUGAUUUGGCGCUACCAGAUCUUGGAGGGCCUGACGGUUUGGAGGCGAAAGUUGUAUUGCUUGGGUCACAAGGCGUGGGCAAAACGUCACUGAUUUUGAGAUACACCACUCGCACAUUCUCUGUUACUCCCGCACCCGCCACAAUCGGCUCUUCUCUCCAUACCCGCAAGCUUGUGCACUCUGGUGUAAGGGUCAAACUUCAAAUUUGGGACACUGCUGGGCAAGAACGCUUUCGUUCUAUGGCCCCCAUCUAUUACAGAGGAGCACACGUAUGUGUGUUGGUUUACGACAUCUCUGACAAACAGAGUUUCGAAGAUGUUCGAAGCUGGCUUGAGGAGUUGGGAAGAAGUGUACCAAAAGAGACCGUCAUCUUUGUGGCUGGAGCAAAGAUUGACUUAAACGAUAGGAGGGAGGUGGAGUUCGAUUUUGCCAAAGAGAUGAUUAGGUCCUGGAUCAGCCCGCCGUCUCCACCACCACCCGUCCUUACGCCGAUGACUUCACCGCCACAAAGAAGUCUUUUCCGCUCUUCAACCUCUACUUCUCGUAUUGAUUCCCCCUCACCAACCCCGACCAUUUCCCGCGCGCCGUCCACCCGGAUUCAUUCUUAUAGCUCUCACAUUACCGAACCUACUCUUCGCUCAGCGCCUAUCAGUUCUUCUUCCAGGCAUUCUGCUGAUUCACCACGCCCACUGGCGUCUGUGCCCUUCCCCAGUCCGAAAGACAUCCCAGUUUCUCCAGAAAAAAGCAAAGCGAAGGAGAUUGCAAAUGAAAAACGAUCAAGAAGACACAGUGCAAAACCUUUUCCUGUUAAGGUCACUAACUCUGCAUCUACCAGUCUUGCUACCUCUCCUUCGCGGCUAGAGUUCCCCACAUUGCAGUCACCAACUGGUCCGACUUCGGCGACUUUUACUGAGCCUGUCGGCCCUUUAUUAGCUUCUCCGACCUCUUCACCUGGUCAUCGUUCAUCCGGGGGUAGAUUUUCUAUCUCAGGCAUAUCUGAGGUGUUGGGUUUGAACCGGACAGUCAGCAUGAGUGGUGCCAUAUCUAGCUUACAUCAGCUCACAGAAGCACCCUCCCCUCCGCCACUUCAGACUUCGUCACCUGGGUCGUCGUCUUUCAAUCCCCCUCAACUUCCCUCCUCACCACGAACUAGGGUUGAAAGCAGCCCCCUCUUUCCUUCAUAUGGUUCCGAUCGUAACGCUCGUCGGAAAUCUGACGAAUGGUCCAGAGGUGGGUGGAAAAUGGGCGAAGGACCUGGUGUGGCAGAGGCUCUUGGUGAAUUUGGGGCAGGAGUGAAAAGGAGAGAGUCCGAAGAACUUUUGGGGGGUACCAAUAGGUCUUUGCCGGUCCUUGGAAAUCCAUCUUAUAAGGUAAAUCAGGUCAGAAGUAGAGCUGGAAGCCUGGGAAGGGAUCCCAGAUUGAUAGGGGAAUUGGAAGAAGUGGAGGACGAAUGGGGCGUUCAAGUGGAGAAUGUCAGAUUGGGAGAGUGCAGUGCUCUCACAGGUGAAGGCGUGGAAAAACUAUUUAAAGCCAUCUCGUCAAUCCUCGUGGAACGGAAAGACAAGAUUGAGAGGGAGAGAGUGCUGAGACACAAGGACAGUGUUAUCCUCGUUGAUCCUUCAACAAACCCCAGGGGUUUGGACAAGGAGAAGAAGUCUGGGUGUUGCGUAUAAGCAUACCCUGUCCUUUGAGUCAGAUCAUUUAAACACGAACCGAAUUCGACCGAUUUGUACGACGAUUUAACGAACUUACGACUUGAUGAACAUGACGUCUCCUGAGCCUCUUUUUGACUUUCUCAUUUUGAUCCCAUAUGCUAGCUUGACUAUGUGUGACUGUACUUUAGCUCAUAGCCUUUCACUUUUCCUCUCACGGUUCCGUUUAGGGUAGGUCAACAAUUAUAAGUAUUCAUCUCCUGUAGUUUCUUUAUUUUCCUUGUUCAAGCGAUUAUUGUGAUGUUUGACCCGGAUAUGUGUAAUGUCUUUGAGAACAACGGCUGUGCCGUAUGCAUGAUUUAUUCAGC
Molecule: messenger RNA, 4218 nt
Organism: Cryptococcus deneoformans JEC21
Lineage: Eukaryota; Fungi; Basidiomycota; Tremellomycetes; Tremellales; Cryptococcaceae
Product: Rab family GTP-binding protein, putative
Exons: 6
Coding region: 1280-3871 (863 amino acids)
Molecular function (GO): GTPase activity; GTP binding
Source: RefSeq, a predicted model, not a curated record